AUGGCAUCACGUGGUUACCAUCAAGAACCAUCUGCACCACCUAUGUAUCCAGAAGUUGAUAAUAUUCGUCCAAUACCACCCACUCGAUCUGAAUUUGAUCGAUAUACACAACAAGAAACUCUUUUACCACCUGAACCACCAAAACGUUUCGAUGAACCACCAUCUCAUUCACCUGCCAACGUUAGAUUAAGAAUGAAUGAUCUUACAUACAACUAUAAUCGUUAUGCAACAAAAAAGACAAUCGGUCAUCUUGUCAUGAUAAUCGCUUUGCUUAUGAGUAAUGCUAUGCACUUACGAAUGUUAAUAUUACAAAAACAACAUGAUGGCAUAUGGAUAGCAUCUCUUAUACUUGUUUGUAUAUCGAUAUUAUUGCAAAUUGGUUUAAUUUUUAUUCUGUAUAUUAUUGCUAAAGGUGAUAUAAGAAAUCCUCAUAAACAAAUCGAACUAGGACGAAAUAAUAAUUAUGCACUUAUUAUUAUUAUAAUUGUAUCUAUUAUUAAUGUUAUUAUUAAUUUAUUUAUGUUAACAACAAAUUCAAAAAGUUUUCUAGAUAAACGUUCAUUAGAAAUAUUACAAAAUCAGAAUUAA
Messenger RNA from Rotaria sp. Silwood1, 588 nucleotides. NCBI's taxonomy places the organism in Eukaryota, Metazoa, Rotifera, Eurotatoria, Philodinida, Philodinidae. The record is from the annotation of a GenBank genome assembly.